Ipomoea triloba (trilobed morning glory) is the source of this 1718-nucleotide messenger RNA. Its product is annotated as VAN3-binding protein-like. The transcript has 7 exons. The coding region runs from base 49 to 1521 and encodes 490 amino acids. Gene Ontology annotation, biological process: phloem or xylem histogenesis; auxin-activated signaling pathway; leaf vascular tissue pattern formation. The record is from RefSeq and is a predicted model, not a curated record. NCBI's taxonomy places the organism in Eukaryota, Viridiplantae, Streptophyta, Magnoliopsida, Solanales, Convolvulaceae.
UCUCUCAGCUCACACAAACAAUUAAACAAUUAAACAACCCCCACUAAUAUGUAUACGGGCAUGGACUCCUUGUGGGCGGAGAAGCGCUUUGACGGCGGCGUUCAGCUGCCGGAAAGUCCAAGGUUGCCCAUGGAAUUCCUGUCUAGAUCCUGGAGCGCCUCUGCUCUCCAGAUAUGCAAGGCGCUUUCUCCUUCCACCGCUCCGUCGUCUUCGUCUUUGCUUCCCAAACUCAGUGCGAUGGGCAUUAAUAAUUCCGGCGCCGCCGCGCCGGAAAACGCCUUCUACGACGAGGAGUCGGCGGCGAAACUCUUCGGGAAUAACACGUUCUGCUUUGCUUCUUCCGCAACCUCUCAAAUGGUUCUUGAACGCAUCAUGGCACAAUCCAUGCACAAUGAGCAUGAAAUAUCACCGUUAACUUCCGGAAGGUUGUCUCAUAGCAGUGGACCUCUGAACAGCAACGGUCCUCUUACAGAAGAAACUGAUAGCCCUCCAAUCUCCCCUCAUGAGGAGUACGAAGAUGUUGUUAAGUACUUACGAGCAAACAACAGUCUCCAACCACUAUUCACAACUGUGCGGAACGGCACCGGCGGCAAUGUGGGCGGUGUAGCCGGAGCUCCCGGCGGCAAAACAGUGGGGAAAUGGUUGAAGGAGAAGAGAGAGAAGAAGAAGGAAGAGUGCAGGGCACGAAAUGCGCAGCUCCACGCGGCAGUUUCAGUGGCCGGCGUGGCUGCUUCGGUGGCCGCAAUAGCAACGGCUGCAGCGUCAGCGUCGUCUGCCGGGAAGGAUGAGAUGACAGCACAGACGGACAUGGCCGUCGCUUCGGCAGCAAUGCUGGUGGCGGCGCAAUGCGUUGAGGCUGCAGAAGCCAUGGGAGCUGAACGUGAUCACCUCACGGCGGCGAUCACCUCCGCCGUCAAUGUGCGCUCCCACGGGGAUAUUUCCACUCUUACCGCCGCUGCAGCCACAGCUCUGCGAGGAGCAGCUACAUUGAAGGCAAGGGCACUGAAGGAGGUUUGGAAUAUUGCAACAGUUAUCCCCGUCGAGAAGGGGACUGCAACCGGGGCAGGUAGUAGCAACAGCAGCAACAACAACAACAAUGGUUACUCGGAGGGGUUAGAUGUGGAAGAGAAUUUCUUGGGCGCUUGUAACCAAGAGUUGCUAGCUCGGGGCCGUGAGCUUCUCAAGAGAACACGUGAUGGCGAACUUCACUGGAAAAUCGUUUCUGUUUACAUUCAUCGCAGUGGAGAGGUAGUGCUAAAGAUGAAAAGCAAGUAUAUGGCAAAUACAGUGACCAAAAAGAAGAAGAAUGUGGUUAUAGAGGUUUGCAAGGACAUACCUGCAUGGCCAGGGAGGCACCUGCUAGAGGACGGAGAGCAGCGCAGGUACUUUGGGCUGAGGACUGAGGUGCGCGGGUUGGUAGAGUUCGAAUGCAAGAAUCAGAAAGAGUAUGAUAUGUGGACUCAAGGCAUUUCGAGGCUUCUCUCUAUAGUUGCAGAAAGGAAAAGGAAAUCACAUAGUUAAAUCCUCCUAUUCCUAUCAUAAGAUUCCCAAGUGUAGCAGAAAAGUGCUAGAGAGCAGAAGAUGCAUGUUGGAUAAUGAUCAGGGCAAGCUAUAUAUGUUUAUAGGCAAUGCAUAUGUAAUGUUGUUUGAAACAAUCUGUGAUGUGAUCUAAUCUUUUUCAUGUAAUUUAAUCUGUGCUGCAAAAACUCUUAUCUCUA